Messenger RNA from Aspergillus glaucus CBS 516.65, 2137 nucleotides. RefSeq names its product putative Na/H antiporter. Gene Ontology annotation, biological process: sodium ion export across plasma membrane; regulation of membrane potential; proton export across plasma membrane. Gene Ontology annotation, molecular function: sodium:proton antiporter activity. Gene Ontology annotation, cellular component: plasma membrane. Bases 320 to 1981 code for a protein of 553 amino acids. The record is from RefSeq and is a predicted model, not a curated record. NCBI's taxonomy places the organism in Eukaryota, Fungi, Ascomycota, Eurotiomycetes, Eurotiales, Aspergillaceae. The transcript has 5 exons.
CGGUUUCUAAAAACCUUUGCUUGGAAAGCACUCUCCCUCUUAUUAUUGAAGACCCCCAGAAGCAGUUAGCUCCAGCUUACUUUGUCUGCACCGUGGUACUGACCGAGUGCCUCUUGAUCAAGUUCUGAGUAGAUCCUUCCAUAUGAUCGGGCAUCUUUGCAUUCUGAACUUCAAUAUCGAUAUUAUGAUCCAAUAACACGUGCUGUCUAGAUCGAUCUAUCUGGAGCCCUGAGUGUCCGUUGAUUAAAUACGGCCUCGGCUGUCUUGAUAGCUAGAAGAAAGCUAUAUCAUCUGGUUUGAAUCACCACAAACAAGCGAAAUGCCCGAACUUUCCCCAAUCAACUUUAACAUCGUCUGCGCGACGUUGGGAGGGUUUAUCUCUAUCUUUGGGCUGGUGUCCUACUUGUUCAAGGAGAGAUUCUACCUGUCAGAAGCUUUGAUUUCAUUGCUGGCCGGUGUCAUAUUCUCCCCGCAUGCAGCCAAUUUCAUUAGGCCCAAAGACUAUGCGCUUGGCUCCGACCAGAAUCUAGAGGAGAUCACCCUUUACUUUACUAGACUUGUUCUUGGUGUGCAGCUGCUCUUGGCCGGUGUUCAGCUUCCGAAACGUUACCUUCAGGUAGAAUGGCAAAGUCUAUCUCUGCUACUUGGACCCGGCAUGGCGGCCAUGUGGAUGUGUAGCAGCUUGAUCAUUUGGGCUAUGAUUCCGAAUUUCAAAUUCCUCCAUGCUCUUAUAGUCGGUGCCUGUGUCACACCCACGGACCCUGUCCUGUCAAACUCGAUUGUCAAGGGUAAAUUCGCCGACAAGAAUGUUCCUCCGCCGCUGCAGAGGAUCAUAGUCGCCGAGUCCGGUGCCAAUGAUGGGCUUGGGUAUCCUUUCCUCUUUUUCGGCUUGUACCUUCUCAAGUAUAUUGGUAUGGGAGGGGAGGGAUAUAGUGGCGGGGCUGGAAAAGCUAUGGGUCUGUGGUUCUACGAGACCUGGGUCUACACGGUUAUUCUAAGCGUUGCCUACGGUAUCUUGGUCGGCUGGGUUUCCAGGAAAUUGCUCCAUUGGGCGGAAGAAAGACAUUAUGUCGACCGCGAGAGCUUUCUAGUUUUUGCCAUUUCCCUUGCGCUUUUCAUCAUGGGAACAUGUGGCUUGAUUGGGACAGACGAUCUUCUAGCUUGCUUCGUGGCCGGGAAUGUCUUUACUCAAGAUGACUGGUUCCGUCUUGCGACGUUGGACGACUCGCUACAACCGACUAUCGAUAUGCUUCUGAACCUGGCAAUUUUCAUGUGGUUCGGGGCUGUCUGUCCAUGGUCAUUGUUUGCAAACAACAACAUCAUUCCCAUUUACCGUCUCAUUUUCCUGGGAAUUUUGGUUCUCCUAGUUCGCCGGGUGCCAAUCAUUUUCGCGAUGCACAGAUCAAUCCAACAGAUAGAGAACAAAUUCCAAGCGGCUUUUGUCGGUUUCUUCGGGCCCAUCGGCGUUGGAGCAGUCUUCUACCUAUCCGUCUGUCGGGAGUUCUUGCUCAAGAUCACCGUCGAGGGUAAGGUUAGGGAGGACGCACAACAGGUUGCAGAAGCCGCUGAGGUGGUUGUUUGGUUCUUGGUUAUCUGCAGUAUCGUUGUCCACGGUCUUUCGAUUCCCCUGGUAAAGGCAGGAUAUAACCUUCCCCGUACGAUUUCUAGCGCACUCAGCAGCGCCACUACGCACGACCCGGAGCCGAUUCCUAUUGUAAACAUUCGCCAUACUCAUAGCACGGCAACACCGAUUGUGGAUGCUGGAAGUCGAGGAAGACGGCGCGACAAUCCACGAGAAACGCCUCAGCCCACCGUUUUCCAGAUUGGGGGUUCGGUGAUUAGGCCAAAGUCUCCGACAAGUCACCAGCAACCGGGGACGGGGAUUCUUGAGGAGCCGGAGAGACCGGUGAAUUUGGUUACUCAUGAAGCGGAGCAUCAUGCUAUUGCGAUCACGCCGGUUCCUAACCUUCGCAGUGAGUGACAGUAGUAGGCCGGGCGACAGCCAAUUGUUUUCUACGCCGCUGCCACUACAAAAUCAACAAGUAAAUAGGUCCAGUUCAUCGCUGGAUAUUUUGAACAUACACGUUCGCCUACAAUUCAUGUGAUCCUAUUACAUAGAUAAAUGGAUACUCUUUGU